CUCGUAUCUCUCAUCUUCUUCUCUCUGUCUCAUUCUCCUCCCUCCCCACUCGCCCGAUCGUAGACAUUCACCCCCGCCCCUUGCGCGGUAACAGCUUCCAUCCUUCUCCCUCUCUGUCUGCGGCACGACCCCCUGGCAAAGUGGCGGUCCAGCGCGCACGGCCUAUCAGCCGUACGGGAUGCUGAGACCGGAGUACUAGAUUCAGUCGUACGCUUGGCUCCCUCCUGUCGCCGCUGUUGUGCUCGCGUACACGUUCUUCGCGCACGGUCCUCGUUAAAAACGUCCGCGUGUCGCGGCCACCAGCCAAUCUUCCUCGACCUAUCCGUCACGCUCUUCAUGCCUCAUACCAUCCCCAACUCACACUGGCUGUCCACACGUUUCUGUUACCGUUCGUCGACCCUUUCCACCCACCUUUGUCAUUCGGUAACGAAGAACAGACGUUGAUCUUCGUCCAAGGAGAUUCGUUCCGAGUUCCAGCCGAAAAUCGAAGCGGGGGCAGCAUGGGGAUUCUCACGUGAAAGGCGUGUUCCGGGGUGGUCCACGAGAGAAUAAAUAGAGAGGAAGGAACGAAAAAAAAGGGGCGACUCGCGAACGAAUUAAUAAUGCUGCGCGAGAGGAGCGCGGAGGAUCGGCUGAACUUUACUCACAGGGGAUCACACAAUUAUCCCGGAAGAGGACAGAAGUGAAGGUGCAACGAUGGGGGUGUACGUGAUAGGGUUGGUCGGCGUGAUCGUGUUUUAUGUAGCAGUGUUGGGUGUUGGCAUUUGGGCGGCUGCUGUGAAGAAGAAAAAAUCCCAUCAUGGCCAAGACGCCAUGAUACUAGCGAAUCGUGGCUUAGGUCCUCUUCUUGGUGUCUUCACUUUGAUCGCCACGUGGGUCGGCGGCGCCUACGUGAACGGGACCGCUGAAAUGAUGUUUACCAGAGGAUUGGCCUGGUGUCAAAUGCCCUUCGGUUACAGCCUUAGUCUACUGUUCGGUGCGGUGUUGUUUGUACGACCAAUGAGGAAAGCAGAGCAUGUAACUAUGCUGGACCCUUUUCAAGAGAGAUAUGGCGCCGGGGUUGGAGGACUGUUGUUCCUUCCAGCUCUCUGUGGUGAUUUGUUCUGGUGUGCUGCGGUGCUGAGAGCUUUGGGAAGCUCGUUGGCGGUGGUGGCUGGUGUGGAUCCGGACAUAAGUAUGGUCGCCUCUGCGCUCUUAGCAGCUAUAUAUACUGUGUUCGGUGGAUUAUAUUCUGUUGCGUGCACCGAUGCAUUGCAGUUAGCCUGCAUUGUAAUCGGCCUGGGAGUGGCUGCGCCAUUUUCUGCUCUUCACCCUGCUGUUUCUUUCGAGAAGAAUCUAGCGCCGCAUGAAUGGUUGGGAGAAAUUAAGAAUGAGGACCUAAGCGAGUGGGUGGAUGGUAUGCUGUUGUUGGUAUUCGGCGGUAUACCUUGGCAGGGCUACUUUCAAAGGAUUCUAAGUAUGCGAAGCACAUCAAUGGCAACGGCUUUAUCGAUAGCAUCAAUGUUCGGCUGCAUGAUCCUCGCGUUUCCAUCAGCCUUAAUUGGGGUGGUAGCUCGUGCCACUGACUGGUCAUCUGUCGAAGGAUUUAAUAAAAGUAUCAUAAUACACGAUGAGAACGCAGCGUUACCGAUUGUUCUUCGAUAUCUAACGCCGCAGUGGGUCUCCUUUGUUGGUUUGGGCGCCAUUUCUGCAGCAGUAAUGUCGUCGGCAGAUUCAAGUAUAUUAGCCAGCAGUUCCAUGUUCUCCAGAAAUGUUUAUAGACUCACACUAAGGCCAAAGGCGUCUGAAAGAGAACUGAACUGGAUACUCCGAAUAUCCGUGCUUGUGGUCACAACUCUCUCGACUAUAAUAGCUCUUACUGUGGACAGCGUUUAUUAUCUGUCGUACUUGAGCUCUGAUCUUGUUUACGUGGUGCUCUUCCCACAAUUGUUAACUGUAGUCCAUUGGCCCUCUCUGGUCGACACUUAUGGAUGCCUUGCGGGUUACUUUGUGGCUGUUGUUUUACGUCUUUGUGGCGGUGAAAAAGGUUUAGGUAUGCCAGCACUGAUCGAAUAUCCUUUCUAUGACACGGAAACGCAAUCUCAAAAAUUCCCUUUUCGCACUGGUGCCAUGAUAGUUGCUUUAUUUACCCAGCUCAUUACGAGUUUCUUCACGAGAAAUCUCCUCGGAAAAGGUUACUUUCCGCGAUGUUGCGAUGUUCUUAGUGUCUAUUCGCCUGGGAAAUCGAAGGAUCAAUCUGGAGUCGUACAAAGUAGUUCUGGUGCUGCUCUGAUGGAUACCUCCUCUGUCAAUAAAUCUACUUCAGGUAUGGAUUCCUGCGAUGGCAUCGGACCCGGAAGUUACGAGGACGAUCGUACUACUUCUAACUCCGUUGAAGAUAUGACCGAUCGGGGAGAUAAUGGGGCUUUAGCUAACGAUCCCUACGAUAAAGAUACUCCCAAGAUCAACAGCAUUGGAUCAGUCGUUCAAAAAGCGAACCAAAGCCUCCAACAUCUGCAGACUCUAAGGAACUCUAUUCACACAUCUUCCAUUGGUGGUAGACAUACUCCAACUCCUAAUCAGUACGCCCCCAUACAAAGCAACGAAGUAUCCAGAGGCCAAAUACUAGGUGUACGAAAUCUAAGAGGUUCCAUGGGUCAAAUGCUCUUGCCUACCGAUCGACCAGUUAUUGCUUCCAACAACACUACGGGCAUAGUGAACGUUCCAACCAAUUCCACUAUAACUACCCCAAUGACACCGGGUCCACAUUACACCAAGGCUAACGAUGGAUCAUUACUAAACGAUAAAACAAGAGAAAAUGAGAGAGUCAGCAUUGUCGAUAGAGGAAAUACAGAGUUUCAAACUGUUCCGGAUAACAUGUUGACCACUAUCAAUGUUAAGAAGAAUGUGAAGGGCGUAAAACUGGUUGGUAUGGAGGGUGGAACUUUGAGAAGACCAUCACUACAGGGCACGUUCUCACCGACACCGUCGGUGGAGCUUGUUCAUAUUUUGGAUAGGAGACAAAGCAGUGGUUCAUACGGACCUGGGUCCCUUUCCCCGGUUCCAAUGGGGAUAGAAGCGUGCAAAACCCAUGGGACUGCGUUAGAGGGGCAGGGUGGUAACGAACAUUGCAGGAUCAAGAGGGGUAUUGUCAGGCAUCACAGUUUGCGCAGCUUUAAUGACACGGGAGACCGUGCACUAACGACCCUGGCCAGGCAACCAACGUAUCCUUCGAUGCCAUUGCGCCCCGAAGAUUGUCGCAUGACUCUGGCGAAGAAAGACAGAAGAACGUCAACGAUCGCACGUCAUGGUUCCGUAACAAAUGAAAAAGAAUUAAGCGGAUGCACGACUGGGCUAGUUGUGUGUAGUCCUACUUACAACAUGUAUAGCUCGGCUGUGAAGAAUUCCAACUACUUCGUAACCGAUGAUGAAGCAGUCAGCAGGUUUUAAACGCGUACAAAGAUCACGAACUAUACAAGAGGACAAUCGAAUUCCGCCUGAUCAAGUCACAAGCCCGAAUACGUCCUUUUUCGGUCUCAUUUUGUUUUUUGAACAGUCGUACAAUUUUACCACUGCCCAACUUUUAUGACUUUCAUAGGAAAUCGCCACUUUUUUAUGUAAAGACUCCCC
Molecule: messenger RNA, 3609 nt
Organism: Eufriesea mexicana
Lineage: Eukaryota; Metazoa; Arthropoda; Insecta; Hymenoptera; Apidae
Product: high-affinity choline transporter 1
Exons: 14
Coding region: 697-3429 (910 amino acids)
Biological process (GO): transmembrane transport; choline transport; acetylcholine biosynthetic process
Cellular component (GO): plasma membrane
Molecular function (GO): choline:sodium symporter activity
Source: RefSeq, a predicted model, not a curated record